Malaya genurostris is the source of this 2336-nucleotide messenger RNA. RefSeq names its product mitochondrial uncoupling protein Bmcp (gene Bmcp). The record is from RefSeq and is a predicted model, not a curated record. The transcript has 6 exons. NCBI's taxonomy places the organism in Eukaryota, Metazoa, Arthropoda, Insecta, Diptera, Culicidae. Gene Ontology annotation, biological process: transmembrane transport. The coding region runs from base 255 to 1235 and encodes 326 amino acids.
UAAACGGGGCAUAAACGUCAUACCUACAGCAAAUAAAUAUAAAAUACUUUGUCAGUAGCAGCACGGUCGGUUAACGUCCUUCGGAAGAAAAUAUUGUCCCUAGCAUUUUCUUUAAAAGGUCAAUCGGUGUAAGAGUUAACCUGAUAUACUACAGAAACAUAAACACGAAUAAAAACUUAAAAAUAAUAGUAUAAAAACCAGGUGUAAACUACCGGUGAACAUAAGUAGCGAGUCAUAACCAGUGUAAAGAAAGAAUGGGUGAAAUUCGCGACUGGAGACCUUUUGUUUAUGGAGGCGUCGCCUCGAUUACAGCAGAAUUCGGUACGUUUCCUAUCGAUACAACAAAAACAAGACUGCAAAUUCAAGGACAAAAAAUCGACCAAUCUUUUUCGGAACUGAAAUACCGGGGUAUGACGGAUGCUUUUAUUAAAAUUUCUCAACAGGAAGGUAUUCAGGCACUUUACUCAGGUAUUUGGCCGGCCGUGCUGCGUCAGGCUACGUAUGGGACAAUUAAAUUUGGAACCUAUUACACACUCAAGAAGGUAGCCACGGAUAAAGGAUGGUUGCUUGACAAGACUGGAAAUGAGAGUGUCUGGUGUAAUGCCGGUUGUGCGACUGUAGCCGGAGCCGUGUCCAGUGCCAUAGCAAAUCCGACGGAUGUACUGAAAGUGCGGAUGCAAGUACACGGGAAGGGCACAAAUAAUGCGGGUCUAGUGCGGUGCUUCAAGGAGAUUUAUGUACAUGAAGGUGUGCGAGGGUUGUGGCGGGGAGUCGGUCCUACGGCGCAGCGAGCAGCUGUGAUAGCGGCAGUAGAAUUGCCGGUUUACGACUUUUGUAAGAUGCAUUUGAUGGAGACGUUCGGCGAUCAGGUGGCAAACCAUUUCAUAUCUAGUUUUAUUGCGAGCUUAGGAAGUGCCAUUGCGUCAACUCCUAUUGACGUAAUUAGGACUCGCUUAAUGAACCAACGACGCGUUCAGUUGCAGGUUCAUAAUCUAGGACCCGGUGGUGGUGGCGGUGGUGUUGCAGGUGGCGGUGGAAGUUUAGCUGGGACCGCUGCGGCAGUUGCAUCUACCAGACGGAAAAUCUAUAGCGGCAGCUUAGAUUGUGCCAUCCAAACGGUGCGGAACGAAGGCUUCCGGGCGCUGUACAAGGGAUUCAUACCGACCUGGGUUCGUAUGGGACCAUGGAAUAUAAUUUUCUUCAUCACGUAUGAGCAACUGAAGCGAAUGUAUUAGGUUAUUACGGUUAGCAACUUUUUGAAAACAUACAGUCACAUAUUGGUAUGUGUGUUUACUGAUAAGUAGAAAAUUGAGGCUCGAAACGAGUGAAAAAAUUCAGGACGGUGAGUAAAAGAAUGCGUUGUCUGUGUGAUUCCUUCUACAGUUAUUAGAUAGCCUUUCCUUCUUUCCAGAAGAUUUUUAUCUUCAUUUUGUACCAAAGCUUUUUUAUCUAUGCAUUUGUUCUAAGUUUUAGUAUAAUGGAAUCCUUUGGCGUUUAACAUCUCCAUUAAUAUAACUAAUUAUAAAAUCACUUGUAUUAGAUCAUAUAUAAUAGUAAUCAAAAUAAUACUGAUAUACACCCAAAGUUGAUCCCACCUUUGUUUAUCAUUUUAGACUAUUUAUCUUAAUGGAAUUAAGCUUUUGGUGAUUAAAAAACCAACAAAAAAUUAUUGAAGUCUGAUUGAUUUCGUGACGACUAUUACAAGUAUGAUUGUUCUACAAAACAUUUUUGCAUUAUUACGGGUAUAUUUCUCGAUCGGAUCCAACUAUGGAUUGAGAAGAGUUUCGUUCUAAUGCAGAAUGAGGGUGUGAAUGUUCGUCAUUGGCAGUAUCGCAUAUCUAACCACAGUUCACUGAAGGUGUUGACAAAAUUGAUACUGCUAAAAGUGAUUGUGAUGCAAAAUUCUACUUGAGUCUAAAUGUUUAGAAGAGCAGAUCAUUCUCCACAAAUUGCUUUAAUAUAUUUGAAUGAACUAAACAUUUUUUUAUAAUGAACUAAACAAUUGAUUCUGUCUGAAACCAAAUUGUUAUCUGUAUGUUGGAAACUACAGAAAGAAUUUAGUUUUUUAGAGUUUGUGCGGAAACAACAACAGAACAACAUAAAUAAAAACCGAAUUCAAUUAAUUAGUUAAAUAUUUAAAAAUAAAACCAAACUAAUAAUUAGUAACGAAUAUAGAUAGCUAGUAGUAACCCGGCGAAGGACCAUUAUAAGGUUGAAAUCGGGUAUAAAUAAAUGUUAUAAAAAAAGAUAGCUGGUAGUGAUUUGCCGGACGUACUCGCAUAAGUUGAUGUUAUUGCAAAUGUAUAUUUUCAAGGUAAAUAAAAGAAAUUGUCAAA